AUGCUGGAAGAUAACUCUGGCCAGCCCAACAUGGCCUCGCAAGAGGAUCCCGCAGCCAACAAGAUGAAGCGCACCAGUUUCUCACCUUGGAGCUCUGGUAUGAUGGGCAGCCGGCCUGGCACGGUGCCGAAAAGCCACGCCCAGGGCCCGGAACCACCGCGAAUUGUGAGCGACAUCCUGGAAGGCGCCGCGGUAAAGAUGUCUGCGGUUGGGGGAUUGGCCAACAAUGCCAAGAUUCAAGCUCUGCAGAGACAAUGGGAACAGAAUAAUGUUCAGGCUCAAGAACAGUCCAUGCAAUCUACAGGGCCUUCUCGGCCUUCUUCUACAGGGCCACCUGCAGUGCCCUCACUCAGGCCUCCCCCACGUAAAAGGGACUCACCAGCCUCUGACACUCCUGCGGUCAAGAAACAGGCCAUAGGUGACAGACGUCCUUCUCCUAGCAGCGCGUCGGAUGGAGGAGCUCAAAUGGUUGACAGCCAGACUCGUGCCAACGCCCGUCGCUUUACGGAAGCAGAGGUGGCAAGGCAAAUGUCAGAGCUCACCGGCGCGUCCGUCAAGAAGAGCGCCAUGCAACCCGCCCCGGCCUUGACGGCGACGGCUGGACCGCCGAGGGCGCCGGCCAGACACUUUCCCACCGGAGGAGAACUACUCAAGAAGAUCAUGGAUGCCCAGGCAGCUUCCAGUCCUUCUCCAGUUCCCCGGGCAGAGACCUUGACGCAACCCCCUCCAGUACCCGCGCCAGCUCCCGGAGAUAGGAUCGUUGCGAUUACCAUGGCUGAGCCAAACCGGGCCUACGUCAACUAUCUCUGCCCUGAUGGUACGAUGGUCUCUGGGCGCGGUGCCCUGAUUCCAUCUAACUACAAGUUGUACGACAACAACGAGUAUCCUUUUGUCUGUCCUGUGCGGGACUGCCGUCGCCUCUUUGCUGGGCUAAAGGGUCUUGGCGGACACUUUGGAGCUAGCCACUGCUCAACAACCUUCAACGACAAUGGUGAUGGAACGCUCACCAAGGUUAGUAACUAUGUCAAGCACGGAGGCGGUGGCUCUCCUGGUAUCGUCAUCUCGAAGCACCCACUCCCAUCGGAUGCUCCUCCACCGACGGAUGCAGGUCUGCCGUAUGUCACUGCGGCUCAGAAACGGGCCUCAGGUGUUGGACUUCCGGAAGCGCCUGAGAGGAAGCCUUCUACCAGACUGAGCGAUGCUAUUCAGCAAAAAGCAGCCCUGCCUGUGCUCACAUGGGACGUUAAAGACUAUCUGCACCAGUUUCUGAGUCCAGCCCAGAAGCAUCACCAGCGAGAGGAUGUCACUGCGAUGCUGAGCCUGCCACGAAGACGAACCCUCCCUGACACCUGGAUCCAGAAUCACCGUGGGGGUGAUGUCGACAUCAACCACUACGCAUGUGCUUUGGCCUACCUCACAGGAAAGGAAGUAACGGGACCAGAAGAAUGCGCGGCCAAUACUCGAUCUAGUUCACGACCGUCGGCACGACUUUCUCACCCCUGCAUCGCUCUGUGGCCUGGCAUGCCAGCGUCUGCCAAACAGGCCUUCUUCGGUGCGGAAACUUGUGUAGGAUGCAGGUACUGGUGUCAUCUUCAGCGCCAGCGGAACUGUUGUGACUGGGGACCUGAGUCCAGGUCUGGACGGGCAUCAAGCGGGUCGAGGUCUUCGUCAGGAUCUGAAGAGGCUACCACCAGGUCUGAUGCCAUGGAGGUCGACCAGGACUAUCAACCUGAGAAAGUCAGCCAAUCUAGGAUGGUGACCGAGACGGCUCCGGAGCCGAGACAAACCAAGAGGGUUCAGUCUCAGGCUACCUCAACCGGACUCACGAUGAGAGAGCAGCCUAUGGCCGGUGUUGUAGGUGGCCCAGGACAGAUGGGGGGCGUUGAACUGGAGAUGGAGGACUGGGAGGUUGCGCCGGGAAGAGUGAAGGACGAGUCAUCCGAGAACGUUGCGUUCUCCAACUCGUACCUGACUAGCGGACAACCCAUCACCGUUUCUGAGGACGUCAGUUUCAACGUGCUUGUCAUCAAACCCGGCAGCGCCAGCCACUGGAGUGUGGAGGACGAUAAGCUACGAACCUGCUCAGUGGCGGCGGGCAAGAUCCGGGUGACGAUGGGCGAGAAGACAUUCCAGCUGGGGCCUAACGGCAUGUUUGUUGUGCGACCAGGACAGGCGUGCAAGGUCGAGAACCGGCUCUACGUGGAUUCCGUUAUCCAUUGUACGACCAUUGACAACUUCUCCCUUCAGUAG
Molecule: messenger RNA, 2250 nt
Organism: Fusarium falciforme
Lineage: Eukaryota; Fungi; Ascomycota; Sordariomycetes; Hypocreales; Nectriaceae
Product: C2H2-type domain-containing protein
Exons: 4
Coding region: 1-2250 (749 amino acids)
Source: RefSeq, a predicted model, not a curated record